AUGAUGGCCUCAGCAAAUGAUUCCAAGUGGCAAAAAGAUGCAGCAGACCAGAACUUUGAUUAUAUGUUUAAAUUAUUAAUAAUUGGAAACAGUUCAGUUGGAAAAACUUCCUUUUUAUUUCGUUAUGCCGAUGAUUCCUUCACGUCUGCGUUCGUUUCGACUGUGGGGAUCGAUUUUAAAGUUAAAACAGUAUUCAGGCAGGAUAAACGUGUCAAAUUACAAAUCUGGGAUACAGCUGGUCAAGAGAGAUAUCGAACUAUAACUACAGCUUAUUAUCGAGGUGCUAUGGGAUUUUUAUUAAUGUAUGAUGUCACCAAUGAGGAAUCUUUCAACGCAGUUCAAGAUUGGUGUACCCAGAUUAAGACGUAUUCGUGGGACAACGCUCAGGUUGUUUUAGUCGGGAAUAAAUGUGAUUUAGAGGACGAACGGGUCGUCUCAACCGACCGGGGAAAACAGCUCGCCGAUCAAUUAGGUCUGGAGUUUUUUGAGACGUCUGCAAAAGAAAAUAUAAAUGUGAAAUCUGUUUUCGAGAGAUUGGUUGACAUCAUCUGUGACAAAAUGUCUGAAAGCCUCGACUCUGAUCCAACUUUAGUCAGUAGCCAAUCAAAAGGCACCAGAUUGACGGAAAAUACCAACGCUCAGAACGCUGGUUGUUCUUGCUGA
Messenger RNA from Lottia gigantea (owl limpet), 663 nucleotides. RefSeq lists its product as hypothetical. Gene Ontology annotation, cellular component: plasma membrane; synaptic vesicle; endosome. Gene Ontology annotation, molecular function: GTP binding; GTPase activity. The record is from RefSeq and is a predicted model, not a curated record. Bases 1 to 663 code for a protein of 220 amino acids. NCBI's taxonomy places the organism in Eukaryota, Metazoa, Mollusca, Gastropoda, Lottiidae. The transcript has 5 exons. Gene Ontology annotation, biological process: protein localization to plasma membrane; protein secretion; regulation of exocytosis.